Molecule: messenger RNA, 720 nt
Organism: Lachancea meyersii CBS 8951
Lineage: Eukaryota; Fungi; Ascomycota; Saccharomycetes; Saccharomycetales; Saccharomycetaceae
Source: the annotation of a GenBank genome assembly
AUGAAUCCCAUCAGGCUUCUACUGCUUGGGGCUCCAGGAUCUGGCAAGGGAACUCAAACUUCGAGGCUUCUAGCUCAUUUCAAGCAUAUUCAAUCGGUCUCAUCUGGAGAUUUAUUACGACUUCAGAUCCAACGGAAAACAGAACUAGGCAAAAUUGCAGCUCAAUACAUCUCCAAAGGAGCACUUCUGCCAGAUGCAUUCGUCACAGAGCUAGUACACAAUGAAUUGAGCUCCAGGGGAUGGCUAUCGCCUAGCUCCAGCUUCUUGCUCGACGGUUUCCCAAGAACAUUAAAACAGGCAAAAACAUUACGAUCCAAGCUCGCACCACACAAAGCAGCCCUCACUAUGGUUUUCGAGCUAGAUGUCCCAGAAAGCGUUAUCCUGGAACGCAUUGAGAACCGAUACGUCCACGUUCCCAGUGGCAGAGUCUACAAUUUGACAUACAACCCUCCAAAAGUAGCAGGCAAAGAUGACGUGACCGGCGAACCCCUUACCAAGCGCCCAGACGAUACUGUUGAGGUGUUCGGACGAAGACUCGACAACUACAGAGAAACUUCAGCACCAUUGAAGGAAUUUUAUGCGAAAUUAGGCAUUCUGCACCGCGUUUCGGGCGAGACGUCGGAUAUCAUAUUCCCUAAGCUUCUCAGCCUUGUGGAAAACAGUUUGAAUGGCUCUGGGACCCCAGAAACCUCCGAAAAGUCUACGACGCGCGAUGCUUGA